Messenger RNA from Glycine soja, 798 nucleotides. RefSeq lists its product as uncharacterized. The coding region runs from base 1 to 798 and encodes 265 amino acids. The record is from RefSeq and is a predicted model, not a curated record. NCBI's taxonomy places the organism in Eukaryota, Viridiplantae, Streptophyta, Magnoliopsida, Fabales, Fabaceae. The transcript has a single exon.
AUGGAUCCGCUCAGAGGAUCCGAACCCGAAAACCCUAUUGCCACGUGUCUCUCCAUGCUGUCCCUCCGCCGCUUCUCCGCGUGCCGCGACUUCGCCCGCCGCCUCCCCCCCUCCGACUCCGUCCCCCGCGUCCUAGCCGUCGCCGACGUCCUCUCCGCCGCCGACUUCUACUCCGUCCUACAGCUCCGCCCCUCCGACGGUGGCAACCGCGACCUCGCGCGGCGGCAGUACGCGAAGCUCGCGCUCCUCCUCGACCCAACGAACCCCGACAAGCUCCCGUUCUCCGACGAGGCCCUCGCACGUGUCCAGGAUGCCUGGCACGUGCUCUCCCACCCCGAACGCCGCGCCCUCCACGACCGCGAGCAAAACGCAAACCUAAACCCGAACCCUAUGACGGCGUCGUUUUGGACCGCGUGCCCCUACUGCUGGGGCCUCUUCGAGUACGAGAAGAGGUACGAGGAUAGAGCGCUGCUGUGCCACGUCUGCGGGAAGGCCUUCCAGGGCGUGCCGGUGAAGCCGCCAACGAAGACGGGCGACGCCGUCAUGGAGGGGGAGGAGCUCCGGCAGUACUACUCUUGUGAAGCUAGUGUGCCAUUGAUGUGUUACGAGGUUAUGGGUAACAAUGUAUUGGGUGGACAAAAUGCUGCACAAUAUGUCUACAUUUCUGAUGAUAAUGAUAAUAAUGAUGGAGGGUUUGUGAGAAAUGAAGGGUUGCAAGGCAGUGGUGAGAAGAGGAGGAUGAGGGUGAAGACCGUGGCGAACAAGGUUGCUGGGAACAGGACGAGAAGGCAUCGAUAG